CUUAUAGACUCAUAUUAUUCGCGGCAAUUCUCUUAGUUUUAAUUUGCUCUUCAAGGUGCAGUUCUAUAAAUCUGCAAACAUGAGAUACAACCCAGGACAAUAAAGUCCUUUCGACUGAUACAGAGAUUAGAUGGAAUCCUCCUUCUCAAAUUUAUGUAAUCGGUUGGUUAUUUAAUUCUAACAAAUAGACGCUAUCAUUGGAAAUUUGCAAGACAUUUUUUUCCUUAUGUAUCCAAUGACUGUUUUCAGAAUCGAUGAUAAUUGGAACAUCUCAUUUUCGACGAAGAUUUCCUCAACUGAUUAUGUGUUAGCUGCCCAAGCAAAGAAGUUGCAAUCUUUGCCUAAUUCAAAGCUAGCAGCUGUGUCAGAAACAAGGUUGCAUAUACUCAGCACAACCACAGGCGCAAUUGAAUAUUCAUUUGUGAUGAGUUCUCAUUCUAUUGUUUGAAUGGGUACUCAGGAAGGUGUAACGAAUGAAAAUUUAUUUCUGGUAACUAAAAACGCAGGAAAUUUAAAAGUAGUUCAAUUUUGAUAUACUUGAUCUCAAACAGCCACUAUCUACGAAACAUUUAUGACUACUAGCGAUGCUGCAUUUGAUAGUUACAAAAGUUCAUCAAUAAAUACAGCCUUGCUAGUUUCCGGCCAUCAGUUUUACCACUAUUCAAUCUCAGGAAAUGCGUUAACUCUUACCCAAAUUUUUGAGUAUCCAUCAGCAAAUAUGAAUCUGAUAAACACUCUAAUGACUAGACAUCAAACAAAUAGAUAUAUUUUUAGUAGAGACUCAAAUGAUGCCAACAACCAUGCUGCCUACUUUCAAGUUACCUUGACAGGGACUAUAGCUACUGCUGAGAGAGUUCAGAUAGUCCCCGUAUUUCUCUCAUCAAUCUAUUGAUGAUAUUACGAUUUGGUGGUGGUAUAUGGCCAUACUUCAACCCAUACUUUCUUUGGAUAUAUGAACUAUACUUCUCUGAGUUUUAGUUACCAAAGAGAGGCAGGUUAUACUUAUUAUAACACAAUGAGGCUGCAAAACGAGUAUUUCCAAGUAUGGCUCCAUGUUUCAAAUACAGGAGGAAAUCCAAGAAAUGUGUUUGUUGUUCGAGCAGAUCAAGCAUUAAACUCAUAUGAGACAGAAUGAAGGAAGCCCAAUUUUGGAACAUCAACUACUAUAACUAGUAGUACAAUACCAUCACUUAGUUCUAGCACUUGAGGUGGAUGAACAUCGACAACUACAAAUCUUACUCCUUCCUCGUUCUCUUUAUCAGCAGAUGCUUAUACAACAAUAUCAACUUCCUCUUGUUCCAAAUAUAUGACUACUCCUAACCACAGAUCCUCUAUUGCACCAGUGACCUUCUAUGCUCAAGUCUACCAAAACAUAUCUCUGGAUCCUCCUUUCUGUAGUCUAGAUGCUUCUGCUUCUGUAGAUGUUACCUUAACCUUCAUUAACGGGUCUGAAGUGUCUUGGCUACAGUUUAACUCUAGUGGCGGGUCUAUUACUGGAACUGCUCCAGAACCAAACAUUAUUCAUAAUUUGAAGCUUGCGGUGACUAUGACUAGCAAGACAGCGACUUAUGACUACACUCUUAAUGUGGCUAAGUGUCAAGCCUACUGCAGUUCUUGUGACUCCAGUGGAAACUGCUUGCAGUGUCAGCAAGGUUCUGUGUUUAACCAAGAUUCUGGCCUGUGAGAGCAAAAUGAAUUACUUUCAGUCGCUGCAGAAACAGUGGGAACUACAGUAGUAGUAGGGACAACCAUGGCUGUAGGACUAGCAUCAGCAGCUUCAGUGUUCAGUCCUAGAUUUUCAAUGCAGAACUUGUUCACAGUGUCUGAGUAUUUUCAACUACUACUCACUCUAUUACUACUACAUACAGAAUUGGCUGAAAAAGUUUACUCGCUGUUGCAGAGUUUUGAAGUAUUCAAGCUAGACCUAGAGUUCAUACAGAAAAUAAUUCCAAUUAACAAUGGAAUCUCAUAUACCUCUAUGAAUCUAGAACAGUCAGAAAGAAGAUUUGACAAAAUUGGCAUUGGUUACAAGAGCACUUUGAUCAAUUUCUCAAUGCCACUCAUUUUCAUGGUGGGAAUAAUGAUAACUCAUUUAUUCGCGGCUGCAUUGACAAGUCUGAACCAAAGCGGUAAAACCCUAAGCAUUCUUCAGCGAGAAAAUGAGUUUGCCCCGAUGAAAUGCAAACAGAAAUGGAUUCUGGGUACUUACAAGUUCCUGAACUUUGCAUGAUACAUCCGGUUCUACUUAGAGUCUCUGCUGUUCAUCAUGAUAUGAGCUCUGUACGAAAUCAUCUGGUACAAUAACUACUCUGUGUUUGCAACUGUGUCAAUGCUAUUGUCAACACUUAUAGUCAUCAGUUCGAUAGUUGCUGGAGUAUGGCUGUGAGUUUUCGUGUGUAAGCUUAAGCACUAUGACAUCAUUUCUGUGAAACUUGAGUCUGUAUUUGCUGCCUUAAACAUGACCAAGAAAUCAAAGAGGUUGUUCCCUGUUGUUUUUAUAGCAAGAAGAGUGGUAAUAGUUAUCUGAAUUGUAGGAGUUACAGAAAAGUAUUCCCAAUUUUUAACAUAUUUCGGAUGCAAUCUGGCACAUUUUCUAUACAUAUGCAUUUUCAAACCCUUCGAUACUAAACUCGAAAAUUUUAUCUUUAUUAUGACAGAUGUGAGUAUAUGUGUCUUGUGAGUUUUGUAUUGAGUUAUAAUGAGUGAUUCAGACUUUUUAAAAAUGUCCAGCAAUGGUCUUGAAAUAAUAGUAGAUCUGAUGUGCUAUACUAUUAUUCUUACAAACUUCAUAAUUGGCAUAAUUGCUACACUCGUCACUAUUUUCUCACUAAAGUCUUAUAUAAAAGAGACUUUGAAAAGAAGGAAGUACCGAAUUAAACAGAUAGAAAUAAACAGAAAUGGACUAAAAAUGAUCAGUAAAGUUGAACCCCAACAAAGAAAUCCCCGUACUCUUUCAGAGAGUAAAAUAAAUUUGAACACAAAAUCUAAAGAUAGCUCUGUCGAUAGUAAUAAAAUGUCAAAAAUGACACGCAAGCAUCUUAACUAUGACCAUGAGAACUUGAAGAAUGAGCCUAUGCCAAGAGGAGGUAAUCAGAUCGGAAGAUUCAUAAAUCUUAGAGAAGAACAGAAGAUCGGAUUUUAAGCACCUUAACAAUAAUUCUGUGAUCAGGUUCA
Messenger RNA from Moneuplotes crassus, 3174 nucleotides. The record is from the annotation of a GenBank genome assembly. Lineage: Eukaryota; Ciliophora; Spirotrichea; Euplotida; Euplotidae.